Messenger RNA from Durusdinium trenchii, 2526 nucleotides. The record is from the annotation of a GenBank genome assembly. NCBI's taxonomy places the organism in Eukaryota, Dinophyceae, Suessiales, Symbiodiniaceae.
GGUAGCCAAAGCUUGCAACUAGCACACGCCAGCAAUGGGAGAAAGGGCAAACCGAUGGUUUCGCGGAGAUCGGUUUUGGUUAAACAAAAUCCUUCAUGUCAAGCUGGAAGAAGACAAUGAUCUCCUCACACCACAUGAGCGAAGAGAAAUUCAAGAGGCCCGGCUGGCCGCUGAAGAGGAUCCUUUGCAGGAAGCGAGGUUUGAACUUCCGAUCUCAGAUGAACGAUCAGGUUUGGACGAUAGAAUCAACUCCGAUGUGCUUAGCUUAAGGGACCUCAAUGGAGCAGAACUGGAUCAUGAUCAGCUAAUGUCCGUCCUCCUCACCACCUUCGACAUGCCGGACCCCAACGGUGGCAUUGCUUGGAUCAAGAACGAACUCCGUCUCGAUCGAAGCGUGGAGGUGACACUGUGUUCGCAUCCUUGGCCAGGAAGGGCCACUCGUCGCGCGACGGUGUGGCAACAAUUCGUCGCUGAGUUUGAUGACGUCGUUUGGCAUUUUCCCGGUGAGCCACAGUUGUCCCAGCCCAAAGAUGACACAGAUGACACAGCAGAACCAGCAGAACCAGAGAACGGAACCUGCACCGUCCACGCAAAGCUGAUCUUAUUGGAGUUUCACAGUCGCCUCCGGGUGGUGAUCACCAGUGCCAAUUUGCUUGCGAGCCAUUGGGAGAUGAUGAACGAAGUUGUUUGGGUCCAGGAUUUUCCCAGAACCACUGGACCCAAUCUAUACAGACUACUGGAAGCAGAGUUUGGCUGCGAUUUGUCUCACUUUUUGGCUCAGACACUGGACGCAGCGCCAAAGCAGAGAAGGGCAGCUUGGCUUUCACGCCUUGCUGACUUUGACCUUCAAUCAAAUGCUCACUUGGUAUUGUCUCUACCAGGAAAGCACGAGCCAGCCAUUGCGCUGCAGCCUGGACAACUUGCUCUAAGGUUAUCAGUGUUUGAAGCAUCGAAGAAGCUUCCAGAGGCAGAGUUGGAGCUUUCCACCCUUUCAGGGUCAGCCUGGCUUAAGAAGGAACAGGGCACAUGGAGACUCUACGACUCGGAAGGCAAGACAUGUCUAUGCUUGGAUGAGAUAUCACAGAAGGCCUUAUUUGCAGCAGAGAAUCUGAAUAUGAAAACAGAUUUGUUUGUUCCUUUAGCUCAAACAGACAUCCAGAUUGUCACGACACUACUGCCAGAAGACGUGGAUUGGAAUUCUCCACCAGAGUUGCUCCUUCGCUUGAAAUUGAGUUACAAAAGACAAGACUUGAAGGAUCUCGAAGGUAGCUGGACUCAGACUGAUUUGGUUGAGUUCUUUGCCAUUUUGUUGAGCCAAUUGGAAGUGGAUUACGGGCUUUUUGCACUGCGACGACAUUUGAAUGAAGUGUGGGCACAAGCCGAAGAAGAAGACUAUGUUGCAAUCACAAGUAGUGUCAGCGCUUUGGAUGAGACGUGGUUCCGAGCUCUAGAUCAGUGCUGCGGACGUUUUGCUCAAGAUGCAGGCCCAAAGGUGGUGGUGCGUGAUACUCCCAGCAUCGAGUACAGCUGGCUGCACGCAUGGCAGGAUCGGCUGGUGCAGCAUCGCAGCCCUUCGCAUCGCAGCCCUUCGCAUUCACCUGGACGGGAGAAGAUCCCUAACCACAGCAAGCUCAUUACUCGCAUUUUCAAAGACAAGUCUACGGAAAAGCACUACGGAUGGGUCUACGUGGGAUCUCAUAACCUGACAUGUGCUGCAUGGGGUACAAUUUCAAGGAACGAGGAGGAAAUACUUUGGAGUAAUAACCGUGAACUGGGAAUUUUGCUUCAAGCGCCGUCAGCGGCCGCGCGGGCGGCUGCGCCGGCGGCUGCGCAAAACGCGUCCGUCUCGGCCGGUUUUGACAUCUCUGAAAUGCCGUGGCCAUUCAGCUUUCCAUUGCAUCGAGCAGAGCUUGAAGAGGGCGAUUUUCAAGCGGAAUCUGCAGAGAAUCAGGAUUAUCAUUGGAGUUGGUGGAACUCUGAUGACUGGUACUGGUGCUGGACUUCAAGUAGCUGGGUGAGAGGUAACUCAGAUGAGAACUGGCAGAACUGGGAAGUGGAUUCGGUGACUGAAGGCCAAGGAGAUUGGCGACUGCAGCCAAAAUAUUCGUGGUGGUGGACCGCAUAAACAGAACAGCAACGAAGGUCUUACAAGAAAAUAAUAAAAGAAGCUGUCAAAAAAGGGCCACCCUGCUCCGAUGCUCGGAUUCAACAGGAAAUACCCUGCAUGCCGGAGCAUAGCGAGCGGUGCGACCGGAGGUCUCAGUGUCCGAGUUUGUCGUGCGUUACGACACACUGAGCGACUCCAGACAACGGCCCCAAGAGCUGAUUGGCUUACUGAACUGCUGUGAGAGCAAAGCUUCUGGAAGAGUUUCAUGCAAAAAACAUGGAGCAGAGUAUGCCUUUCCAAGCAAGCUUGUUUGAUUUGAGUUGAAAUGGAUUGCUUGUUCCACUACAUGCUUGACCCUCGAAGCAGACUGAACAGCCUGAGCGCAAAUUGGAAAGGGUUUCACGUGAGACUCGAUGACG